Molecule: messenger RNA, 10237 nt
Organism: Alligator sinensis (Chinese alligator)
Lineage: Eukaryota; Metazoa; Chordata; Crocodylia; Alligatoridae
Gene: ITGB4
Product: integrin subunit beta 4
Exons: 43
Coding region: 1734-7196 (1820 amino acids)
Biological process (GO): integrin-mediated signaling pathway; cell-matrix adhesion; cell migration
Cellular component (GO): cell surface; focal adhesion; integrin complex
Molecular function (GO): integrin binding
Source: RefSeq, a predicted model, not a curated record
AGAACACCUCUGCCAUGUUUGCUAUUAAUGCAGUAGCAGAUUUUCUCAUUGGUCAUGCAAACUGACUCAUUGAGGGGAUGCUAAAAUGUUUGCAGUAGGACACUUCUAAGGAGAGAGCCUGCAUACAGACACUGAUAGGACAGUUAUGAUUAGAAAUUAAAUGUUCGUCUGUAAAGAGAAACCGGAUCAAUGAAUGAAUUGAUCAGCCUGUCCUUUUGGGUAACUGGACUUCAUGGGGCAUGGUUUGACCCUAGAGUUUUCUGUUUCAUAAGUAUGUUCAGAAAAGUUAUGCCUUGGGGACUGAGUCAUUUCCAGUUGUUGGUUCUUUUUUUCUGCACGUGCCCUAGUGCUGGCUUUUCUUGAUGAUUCAGCCCACCUCCCAUGCCUUCUGCCAACUUAUUGGUAAAAUAUUCUGUCUGGUUGUUCAGAUUUAACGAUCUUUUGUCGGGGGCUGUUCUAAUACAUUUUGCCAUGCAAACACCAGGACUGUUUUGUCAUUGGUGAGGAGUGAAAAAAUCAAUAGAGGAAGAGCAGAGAUCUUUUUUGGCCAGCAGAUUGAAACAUCCAGUGGGUAAGCUGAAGGCAUGAGGCAAAGGAUCUGAAACAACCAGGAGGAAGAACGUCAUUGCAGAAGGCAUGGCUCCACUCCCUGUUGCAGUAGCAGGAAGAAUGCACAUGAAGCAAAUUGCAUGUGCCAAGACUCACCUGCUGACGCAUUAAUGUCGAUACAGUGCCAAUAUCACUGUUCAAUAGUAUGAGGACACCACAGCUGAUCACUUAAAAACAGUUUAGUUGUGUUCUUUCUGGAAAGACUUAUCUGCCCUCUUUGAAUAUUUAAUGCUCUACUUAAGAGGAAUCUCAAAGCCCCCAGUAGGGGCUGAUUUUCCUAGUGUAUGUUUGUUUAAAAUGGCUUGCACCAUACUCUAAUGGGAGCAAGAGGCUUAUAUAGCAUCUUCUCCUGUGCUAGCGUAUGGCAGAGCUGAGGCUCCUUGAAAAUGCCCUGUCCUGUGAGUUUGAACCUGGUUUCCACAUGCAGCAUAAAUACGGUGCUGGGGGGGUUCCUUCUGAUCAAUGUAUAUCUCACUUCUUUAGGACAGCAGCUAUGUGAGGUCUUGGAGCUGAUGAGAGAAUGAAACUUCAAAAGAAAGAUCAUCUACAUUGGCAUCCUAGUUGCAGGUUAAGGUCAGAAGAUGUCCACCUCUGGCUUUCAUCACCGUCUAAUGGAGUUUUUGUCAUUGCUGCCACCUGUGAACUUGGAGGAGCAAUUGUGCAGCGUUCCCUCCACUGAAGAUACUCAGACUUAAAGGAUGACAACACACCCUGGCAGGGCACAGAGGGAUAGAGAUAACCAAAAGCUAUGCUUAGCAGUCAGGAUCAGUGCACCUUGACUCCCUGGAGUUGUAGCACUGUACCAACAGUCAGCUAAAUCCUUCAAACAUCACAGGUGUGCAUAACUCAAGGAAUGUGAGACAGUCUGAGUCAUGGACACUCCUCCUCCCUCCACCUGAGCUGGAAUAAAAUCAGCCCUCGCCUGAGAAGGGGAUCCCACUACAGAUUUCUUACCUGCUCUUCUGGUUAUACCUCCCCUCCCCACACACACGUCUGGUGGGAAAAAAAAAGACACGGGUUGAAGAAACGACAGCAAGGGAAAGUGGAGAAAAAGGGAGCAGUUGAUAUUUGACCAGAGGGAGCAGAAAUUCCUGCAAAGAAGAAUUUCUUGGCUUGGCGUGUGGAUGCCUCUUGUUUGGAUUGUUGCAGAGGAUUUCGGCUUUGAAGCAGACCCAGCGCUAAUGAGGAGGAAGAGGAUGGAUGUGUCACUCCACAGGAUAUGGGCCAGGCUGCUCCUGCUGUCCCUGCUCUGUGCCACGGGCCUGUGCCAAAAGAACAAAAUUAAUAGCUGUGUGGCCUCCAGGGCAAAGAGCUGCACAGAAUGUAUCCGAGUGGACAAGGACUGCUCCUACUGCACGGAUGAGAACUUCAAAGACAGCCGAUGUGACUUGACAGAGAACCUGGUGCUGUACGGCUGCAGUAAGGCCGGUAUCGUGUACAUGAAAGGCGAGAUGAGUGUCCAGCAGAACAUCAGCAUCAACACCUUUCUGAAGAAAACCCAAGUGUCUCCGCAGCAGAUGUACAUGCGGCUGAGAGCCGGGGAGGAGGCCAGCUUUGACAUGGAUGUCUUCCAGCCCCUCGAGAGCCCUGUGGAUCUCUACAUCCUCAUGGACUUCUCCUACUCCAUGUCUGACGACUUGGAUAACCUCAAGAAAAUGGGCCAGCAGCUAGCGGAGGUCUUGCGAAAACUGACCUCGAAUUAUACCAUCGGGUUUGGCAAGUUCGUGGACAAAGUCUCAGUUCCACAAACAGACAUGAGACCUGAGAAGCUACAAGAGCCCUGGAAUGAUGCUGAUCCUCCCUUCUCCUUCAAGAACGUCAUCCGCCUGACCAGCAACAUUGACCACUUCAGCCAGGAGCUGCUGAAGGAGCGUAUCUCCGGCAACCUGGAUGCCCCAGAGGGUGGCUUUGAUGCCAUCCUCCAGACGGCUGUUUGCAAGGAGAGCAUUGGCUGGAGGAAGGACAGCACUCACCUGCUGGUCUUCUCCACUGAGUCCGCCUUCCACUACGAAGCCGACGGCACCAACGUGUUGUCUGGGAUCCUGCGGCGUAACGACGAGCAGUGCCACCUGAGCCAGGACGGCACCUACACCUAUGACACCAAGCAGGACUAUCCCUCCGUGCCCACCCUCGUGCGCCUGCUGGGCCAGCACAACAUCAUACCCAUCUUUGCUGUCACCAACCACUCCUACAGCUACUAUGAGAAACUGCACCGGUAUUUCCCCCUCUCGGAAAUUGGAGUGCUGCAGGAAGACUCCUCCAAUAUUGUAGAGCUGAUUCGCACAGCUUUUGAGCGUAUCCGUUCCAAGAUGGAAAUCCGCAUGGACUCUGUCCCCAGAUCCAUCAAGUUCAACAUUACUUCCUUGAAGUAUGAAAAGACUGAGUCGGGCUCCUUCUUUGUCUCCCGCGGGGAAGUGGGCAAAUUCAAUCUGCGUUUGAAAGCCCUGGAGAAGGUGGGUGGGGAGCAUGUCUGCAACCUCCAGGAGAAAGACCGGCAGGGAACAAUCCAUGUGAAACCCUCCUCACUGAGCGACAGCCUGAAAAUUGAUGCCUCUGUCAUCUGUGAUGUCUGCCCCUGUGAGCUGCAAAAGGAAAGUAGAUCGUCCAAAUGUGGAUUCAACGGGGACUUCGUCUGCGGACGGUGUGUCUGCUACUCAAACUGGCGAGGGGACUCAUGUGACUGCUCCUCUGACUUUUCUGAGGACAACCAGGCCUGUAUCCGCCCUGGGGACGAGAAGCCUUGCUCGGGGCGGGGUGAAUGCCUCUGUGGGAAAUGCCAGUGCUACUCGGAGGACCUGACCCUGCGCUAUGAGGGCGACUACUGUGAAUUUGACAACUUCCAGUGUCCACGUACAUCUGGCUUCCUCUGUAAUGAUCGGGGUCGCUGCUACAUGGGCCAGUGUGCAUGUACAAGUGGCUGGGGAGGCCCUGGCUGUGAAUGUCCCACAAGCAACGAGACCUGCAUUGACAACAAUGGGGGAAUCUGCAAUGGCCAUGGGAAGUGUGAAUGUGGCAGGUGCAUUUGUGACAGCUCUUCUCCCUACAUGGACCCCACCUGCGGAAUAAAUUACUCCAUGCUUAUGCUGGGGGUGUGUGAAGAUACUCGAACCUGUGUCCAGUGCCAGGCCUGGGGGACUGGUAAGAAGAAGGGGAAGGAAUGCACUGAAUGCCCUUCCAAGAUCCAGAUGGUGGAUGAACUGAAAGAUGAGGAGGUGAAUGAGUACUGUUCAUUCCAGGAUGAGGAGGACGAUUGCACAUACCGUUACACCCUGAAAGGAGAUCCCAGCAUGCCACACAACAACACCAUCCUUGUGCAGAAGAAGAAAGAGUGCCCACCAGGAAGCUUCCUAUGGCUCAUCCCCCUGCUCAUCUUCCUGAUCCUGCUUCUGGGGCUGCUGCUGCUGCUCUGCUGGAAGUUCUGUGCUUGCUGCAAGGCUUGCCUGGCCCUGCUGCCCUGCUGUGCACGAGGCCGCACUGUCGGGUUCAAGGAGGACCACUACAUGCUCCGGCAGAGCCUCAUGGCCUCCGACCACCUGGACACCCCCAUGCUGCGCAGUGGCUCUCUGAAGGGCAGAGACACCGUGCGCUGGAAGAUCAACAACAAUGUCCACAAGCCAGGCUUCUCCUCCCAUGCAGCCACAAACACCAAAGAGCUGAUCCCAUACGGCAUCUCUCUGAGACUGGCUCGGCUUUUCACCCAGAACCUCACGAAACCAGACACCCAUGAAUGCGAGCAGCUGCGCAAGGAGGUGGAAGAGAAUCUGAAUGAUGCUUACAAGCACAUUCUUGGUGCUCACAGACUCCAACAGACUAAGUUCAGGGUGCAGCCCAAUGCAGGAAAAAGGCAGGACCACACCAUUUUGGACACAGUGCUCAGUGCCCCCCAUGGAGCCAAACCUGAGAUCAUAAAGGUGACAGAAAAACACAUCGGGCAGGAGGCCUUCAAUGAUCUGAAGGUGUCACCUGGUUACUACACCGUGAUCUCUGACCAGGAUGCCCAUGGCAUGGUGGAGUUCCAGGAAGGCGUGGAGCUGGUGGAUGUCCGCGUCCCACUCUUUAUCAGGGAAGAAGAUGAUGAUGAGAAGCAGCUGCAGGUGGAGGCCAUUGAUGUCCCCACAGGGAUAGCGAAGAUUGGACGCAAACUUGUCAACAUCACCAUCAUCAAAGAACAAGCCAGCAGCCUCAUCAGCUUCAUGCAGCCAGCCUACUCUCACAGCCGCUUUGACCAGGUGGCUAGGAUCCCUAUUGUUCGUGAGAUGAUAGACCAUGGGAAAUCCCAGAUCUCCUACAGGACUCGGGAUCUUACUGCCAAGGAAGGCAGGGACUACAUCUUCACAGAGGGUGACUUGCUCUUCCAACCUGGGGAGACACGGAAGGAGGUGCAGGUGCCACUGCUGGAAUUGACUGAGAUAGACACCCUUCUGCACACCCGCCAGCUCAAGCAGUUCACCGUGGAUCUCCUCAACCCCAAGUAUGGGGCCAAGAUCGGCAGAUACCCACAAACUAUGGUGACCAUUGCUGACCCAGAGGUCGUGGAUGGCACACCACUUCCACUGGGUCUGGGCCAAGUCCCUCAGUCUCCCAAGGGCAAAAUCAGUGCUCCACUCAAUCCAAAUGCCCAGGCCCUCAACUCCAGAAAGAUCCGGUUCAACUGGCUGCCACCCCCUGGCAAACCUCUGGGGUACAAGGUGAAGUACUGGAUCCAAGGGGACCCUGAGUCGGAAGCCCGGCUGAUCGAUUCCAAGGUCCCAUCAACAGAGCUGAGUAACCUGUACCCUUUCUGCGACUAUGAGAUGCAGGUCUCUGCCUACAACAGCAUGGGCCAGGGCCCCUACUCCAAUAUUGUCCAUUGCCGCACGCUGGAAGAAGUGCCCAGUGAGCCUGGACGCCUGGCUUUCAACGUCGUCUCUUCUACGGUGACGCAGCUGAGCUGGGCUGAGCCUGCAGAGACUGGUGGGGAGAUCACGGCUUAUGAAGUCAGCUAUGGACUCGUCAACGAGGACAACGUACCCAUCGGGCCAAUGAAGAAAGUGCUGGUUGAGGACCCAAAGAAGCGCAUGGUUCUGAUCGAAAACCUUCGGGAGUCCCAUCCAUACCGCUACAUGGUGAAGGCCAAGAACAGGGCUGGCUGGGGGCCUGAGAGAGAGGCUACAAUCAACCUUGCCACACAGCCUAAGCGCCCGUUGUCCAUUCCCAUCAUCCCUGAUGUGCCAAUCAUCGAUGCUGAGGGAGGUGAGGACUACGACAGCUACCUGAUGUACAGCACCGACAUGCUGCGCUCCCCAGCAGGCAGCAAGCGUCCCAGUGUCUCUGAUGACUCUGAGCACCUGGUGAAUGGCCGGAUGGAUUUCAACUUCCCUGGCAGUGGGGGCACCCUGACCCGGAUGGUCACUGGCAACUACAGCCAGCUGAGCUCGCACAUGCAGCAGGAAAGGAGGGUGAUGGGGAGCUCGACACUGACCAGAGACUACAACACGCUGGUGUCAGGACAUGACCAUCCAGGGAGGAAUCUCCCUCCCAUACGUGAAGAUGCUGGGAGGAUGGUCUUGCUGCCGCGGGAUGUAGGUUUCAGGAGCAGGGCAAAGGUGAAGGGUUACUACCCCAGCACUGGCUUUCGGGACUCUAUAAUCAUGACUGAUGGGUCCACUGGGAUUUGCAAGUAUAUAGAUUCCAGGGUGACCCCAGGCAUCCCCGACACACCCACCCGCCUGGUGUUCUCGGCGCUGGGACCCACCUCUCUGAAAGUCAGCUGGCAGGAGCCGCAGUGCGAGAAGGAGGUGCAGGGAUACAGCGUGCAGUACCAACUCCUCAAUGGAGGAGAAGUAUACAGACUCACCAUCCCCCACCCCAGCCAAAACUCAGUGGUGGUGGAGGACCUGCUGCCCAACCAAUCCUACAUCUUCAAGGUGAGGGCCCAGAGUGAGGAGGGCUGGGGCCCAGACAGAGAAGGCGUCAUCACUAUUGAGUCCCAAGUGGAUCCACAGAGCCCGCUGAGCCCGGUGCCAGGUUCACCAUUCACACUGAGCACACCCAGUGCUCCAGGCCCCCUGGUGUUUACUGCCCUGAGCCCAGACUCCCUCCAGCUCAGCUGGGAGCGACCCCGCAAACCCAACGGGGCAAUUCUGGGCUACAUGGUCACCUGCGAGAUGCUGCAUGGGGGAGGAGAACCCAGGAACAUUUAUGUGGAGGGGGACAACCCAGAAACCACCCUGACAGUGCCCUACCUGACUGAGAAUGUCCCAUACAAGUUCAAAGUGCAAGCUAAGACCACGCAAGGCUUUGGACCAGAGAGAGAGGGUAUCAUCACCAUUGAGUCUCAAGAUGGAGGAGCCUUCUCACAGUUUGGAGGGCAACAGUACAUGAGAGAAGAAGUGUACAACUUCCCCACUGAAUACAGCACUAAAACCAGCCUCACCCACUCCUCUCUGGAUCCGCAUUUUGCAGAUGGCAUGCUGAUGACCUCCCAGCGGGUAGAGAGCAACAGCAGCACCCUCACCGAGCAGGUCACCAAAGAGUUCGUCAGCAGGACCAUGAUGUCCAGUGGCAUGCUCACCAAACAGACGGAGAGGCAGUUCUAUGAAGCCUGAGCUGGGGAGAGGCUGCUGAAAGGAUGUCUCCAUUCAGACUGCAGAACUUUUCAAACAGACCUAUUGUUUGGUCAGCUUCCUGACUGUGCCAGAGAGCCUGCCACAUCUCUCCUGGCAUAAAACUACCGUGGCACUUGUCAAGCCAGUCUUUCUUUUGCAGCUUGCCACGGUCAAGGGCACGGCACAGUUAGCAGUUGGGUUGGCAGGGGUCUUGAUGCCCAUUCAGAGCUCUCCUGGGUGGCCUUGGGUCUUUACUGAGGAUUUUGACAUUGGUGACUUCUCAGUGCUGGGCCAUUGCCCAGCCAUUUUGGAGUUCAAUAUAUAAUCCUUGCCUGCUGAUAUAGGUCUUUGGGUGCAUGUUACCUACAAGCUCUGAUGUUCCUGGAAGUUUGGCUGCACUGGGUUUUGGUUUGCAUUGAAACGUCCACAUUCGCUGUACCCUGCACAUCACUUUUAACUUCCUCACCUUUCCAACUGCUUCAUCUAUUAAUUUCACCCCCAGGAAACAACUCCCCUAGAAGACAACUUCAUGAUCGUCCAGAAAUGUUUAAAGUUCUGUUCUGUUAUAAGUGUGUGUUGCCAGGUAGAAGGUGAGGGUAACCUACUCGUUCCCACCACGUGUGUUUUUGUAAAGCCCCUUGCUGCUAAUGUGCGGUACUGCAAUAACAAAUUAUAGCCUUGAGUUGCAUAGCAUUACCUGCAAUGCUCUAAUGCAGUGUUGCUUACACUAUUGUACAGUUUUCCUAGUAUAUAUAUUUAUAAAUGUAUUUUAUUAUUUUAUAAAGAAACCUAGGUAGAUGAGAUCUACACUGAACAAUAAGGACAGAAGAGGACUCUGGCUUUUGGAAGUCAUUAGCAAGUUCAGCAGAUAAGUUAAAGGACCAAUCCAGAGGCCAUUAAACCCGAUGGAAAGCCUCCCAGAGGCCAUUAAACCCAAUGGAAAGCCUCCCAGUGAUUUAAGUGAGCUUUAGAUCAGUCCCUACAUCCCUCAGCACUGACUCCUAUGAUACAGGGGCCCAACUUCUUGGAGCAUCUCAGUCAGAUGUGUUUACACGCUGCAUAGCAAGAAACAGCAGUCUUAGUGUAGCUCCAGUGUACUGUGGGUAAAAGCCAGGAGCAGCUGGGAAGGGAAGAUUAGUGCUUCAGGUCCCAUGGCAUGCUCUCAAAGGAGACAACAGCAGUAAUGUUUUUGCUGCAAACCCAAUACCAGGAUUCCCUGUUGAUUCCAUCGUUCACAAGUGGAGCUUAGCCCAGGUAGGGUGCGACUUUCAAAAGGCAUUUGUACCCCACAGAAAUGCCCUCUGUGGAAUAUAAGAUUCCAUUAUCAACCAGGAAGCACAAGGUGACGGAAGAGAGAGCGAGCUGUUAGCUUCCUUCCCUUAGUCUAUCCCCAUUUUGGGACUGGAGUCUCUUUCCUGUUCAAGUUGACGCAUUUGUCUGUCUCAGCCAGUUUCUUUCUGUGGACCAACCGUUCCCAGACUUUAUCUGUGCCUGGCCAGAGCUUGGUGGCCAGGAUACAGCCCUGUGUACUAGGUCAAUUAUGCUAACUGCUAUCAAAUGCUGGGGGCAGCUGCAUCUCUGAGCAUCCUCCAGGGGUGCUUUGCUAGUUGUCACCACAUGGUCUUUAUACCUCCUCUUAAGGUGUAGCUCUUUCUGUUGGAGUCCUGGAAUAGUAGUUCUGGCCGGAAGGCAUGGUACUUAACGAUAGGGCUUGUACUCUCCGCUUUAACCCAGUUGACAGCAACACACUGAGCUCAGCAUUCACACUUCUGAAUUGGGAUGAUGAUGACACAUACUAGGGACCUUGUACUAAGUGCGUAAGGUGGAGAUUUUCAAAGGCACCAAGGACAGAAGUCAGGAACUCAAUUCCCUCUGUUUGUGCUUUUGAAAAUCUUCCCCCAAACCUCUAUGAGUCAGCACGUGAGGUUAACUGGCUGUGCAAGAGCAGGAGGCAGCCAUGGUCUGAUGGGGCGAGCUCUGCACUGGAGAGAGUAAGCCAGUUCCUGGGUUCUGUCCCUGGCUGUGCUACUGAUUCCUUCCCUGACUUGGGCAAGAGGCUCAGCCUGGUGGUGCCCUCCGUCAAGUGGUGACAAGAGGACACAGCGUUGUAAAAGACUGGAGUCUUCUAGUGAGAUGGGCUGUGGAAUGGCUUGAGUUGGCUCAACCCCUUACUCUCUACUAGAGCAGCAUUGGGCUGGAACUUGUGCCUUCCUAAGCCAAACCCCUGCAACCAAAGCAUAAACUCUCUUUAGGCCCCAGGGGCAGCUCUUGGGGGAGGGGGGCUUAUCUAUGGAACUCCUUAAACACUUCUUUGCACCAGAGUAGUUUAUAAAUACUAGCCACUUUUAGAGCUCAGUUCUGUCCUCCUGAUUUCAAUGGGAAUUUGUCCAUUAAUUUUUAGUAUGAAUGAGAUCCAUGCACCUGAUUGAGAUGUACAUUCACAUUGUCCUGCACAACCCUACAGCUUUGGUGGAAGUUGGGUCUACUUCAGGUUGUGAUUUAAAACACAAGAAGCCCAGUCUGGUAGAGGUUAAACCAGACAUGGUUUUCUACUUCCAAACAAGCUACCUGGGUGUGUUUGGAAAGAAAGUUUCCAAGCAAACACCCAGUUGUCAUCUGCCUUAAUUUUCAGUUCCUGUUUUCCAUGGUUCUUUAUAACUGGGGUUAUUUUACCUGCACGGAUAGUGGUAAGAAAGUUUCAGUUGACAUGGUUCUUCUCCAACUGAAUGCUAGUCCUUUUUCUGUGUUCUGUACUGCAGAUGUCCCUUACACCUUGAUUCACAACCUCGAGAGGGAACCCCAAUAGCAGUUUUAACCAAAGAGCUUGUUACACUGUCUGGAGCAGAAUGCAGCAUGUUGGCUGGUCCUGAUCCUGGCAUUCUUGCCCUAAAAACUGGGUUGUAUGCCUCUUCUACCAGGCAUGCCAGGCUAGAACACAAGUGCAGAAUACAGCUGAAUUCAGCUCUCUCCAAGGCAAGUCUGACGGCAGGUGUUCUGGACCAGAUGGCUUUGUAUUGCACUUAAUAAACAUUUCUCUAGUU